GGGGCGCGCUAAAGCUUUAUCGAAGAGCUUUGGAAAACAGCCGGCAGUUGCGACCCGCUCACUUAGUUUCUAGACGGCGGAGAAAACGCUUCUGAUCCGAAGGCGGCUCUCCAGGAAUUUAAGGCAUCUAGAUCCAGAUCCAGACCGGGGAAUCCGAGGACCUUACUCCGCCAUGGCGUCUACCGCGAGUGUAAAGCUGAUUGUUUACGCCCUGGACGUACUUUGCACGUUGCUGGCCUUGGUGCUUAUAUCCUUUGGCAUUUAUGUGGUGGUGUCCUAUGAUCUGGACGAUAUCGGAAAAGUAUCGGCCUACUCUUACGUGGGACUCGGAAUCGCUGCCCUGGUGGUGGUGCUUUGGGGAUAUCUGUCGGCUUGGCGGGAGAAUGUGUGCUGUACGGUCACGUUUAUUGUUUUCCUCUGCCUGGUCAUAAUUGCUCAGUUCGCCGUUGUCUACGUGCUGAUCACCCAGGAGAAGGCGGUGGCCUCCAACCUGGCCAACGCUUUGGAGGCCACCUGGGAGGAGGAACUGAACAGUCCCGGUGCUAUGUCGCUCUACCAGAACUGGUUCCAGUGCUGUGGUCGUGGCAGUCCCCAGGAUUAUAUUGUCAACGAACGUCUGCCUCCGGAUACCUGUUUCCGGAACCACGACAAGAGCAAGCCGGAGAAUCUGAUCCACACCGGUUGUCGCGUGGAGUUCGAGAACUACUGGCUGCGCUUGACCCACAUUUUCAACAUCCUUGCCCUCGUGCUCAUUGCCAUCGAGCUCCUGCUCAGUGUCAUCUCUUGCCGUCUGUGCAACAGCAUUCGCAAUGAUGCCCGCCGUUCUUACUUUUAAAAAGAGAAGCCCCAAAAUACUCAAUUAUGAACACGUCUAAGGAUUGGCGGUCAACUUGUUAAAUUUGUAAACAAUAUUACACCUUUAUUUAAUUGGUUUGGCACGGCUUGAGCGAUGUUCAAGACUGGAAAAUUACUGUUACAUUUUUUGAAAUUCAAAAGCAUUUGAUCAGCACUACAUGAUAGUAAAGUAUAACCUUACUCACA
This is a messenger RNA of Drosophila suzukii, 1041 nucleotides long. It is a transcript of the gene Tsp42Ef, whose product is annotated as Tetraspanin 42Ef. Gene Ontology annotation, cellular component: plasma membrane. NCBI's taxonomy places the organism in Eukaryota, Metazoa, Arthropoda, Insecta, Diptera, Drosophilidae. The record is from RefSeq and is a predicted model, not a curated record.